Messenger RNA from Coregonus sp. 'balchen', 910 nucleotides. The record is from the annotation of a GenBank genome assembly. Lineage: Eukaryota; Metazoa; Chordata; Actinopteri; Salmoniformes; Salmonidae.
AUGUCUUUCCCUUUGACUGUGUCUUGGUACUCUGUGUGUCCAGGCCAACAUCUGGACAACCACUGUAGUGUGAGCCCAGAAGAUGGGACCUGUUUUUACUGUAAGCCAGGCAGAACCUACAACAGUGACCCCAACUCCCUGGACUCUUGUGAGCCCUGCACAUCUUGCAACCGUAAAGGUAUGCCUACACACGCACACAACAGGUGGAACUAACACCCUAAAGGACGUCCUACCUACUGUAGCAAGUGAGGUUUCUAACGUACUGUCACUGUGGUGGUUGGUCUCCGUAGCCAAUCUGGAGGUGGAGGACAAAUGUACCAUCAGAAAGGACACAGUGUGUCGAUGCCAGCAGGGCCACUACUGUGACAAGGGGAAGGCGCACUGCAGGGCCUGCUACCCGUGUACCAUGUAAGUCCAAAAUACUGGAGUUUAACCAAAUAACCAUCAAAUGAAACAUUUGAUUUGGUUUAUUGUUUGUGAAGGUUAAAGGUUAAAGGUAGACUCAGCGAAAUGACAUUGCCACGGGCAGCGCCGCAGAUAUUGAGAUGAGCGAGAUGCAAUACUUUGCUCUCCCACAGUCACACACAGUAUCUGCGCAUGUACACAGGUUUGUUUCACGCUGUUAAAGUGUGGUAGCCACGGGACCAAAACAGCGGAGAAGUUGAGCCUCAAGCUUCAACACUAUCACUUGAUGCGGAAAUUGACCCACUAUGUUGAUUAACUUUCUGCAUCUACGUCUACCUUUAAAAAACAUUGUUAAAUCGGUUGUAGGCAUGUUAUUAUAAAGACUAGAGCGAUAUCGACCUGCAUCAAAUCUUUUCAUUUCUCUUCAAGAUGUGGGAAUGAAGGCAUCAAGGUUGCCUGUAACACCACCAACAAUACCAUAUGCCAUGACGACCAAGAACAAUGA